UUCUAUGUUUAUUUCCUCGGGCAGGCUGCCUUAGAAGACACGUGUUUGCACUUCACGGACUAAAGCAAACAGAGGAAAGAGAAGGAGGAGAGAAAGAGUGGCGAAGAGGAAGAGUGGAGAUAAAAAUGAACCUCCUUCCCAGUUCCCAAGGCCAUGCAGAGCAGUGUGGAAUGGUCUCCAGUCCAGUGUCUGUGCGUGCAAGAAGAGAAUCUUAGAAGAGGAUAGCAUACAGUCAGGGAGAAAAGAGUUUCACACGCAGCAAUGGCCUCGGCUAACACUGAAAGCGUGGCUGAAAGGCUAGCACACAUUAAACAGGAGGACUGUGAGUGGGGCACACCAGAAGAUGUGUGCGUGAAGCGGGAGGAUUGCGAAGGCGACGUUUCGGUGUUUAAAGAGGAGGAGUGCAAGGGGGAGAUUGUGGAAGUCAAAGUUAUGGAUUUGGAAGAUUUGUCCGUUAGCCUUGAACUGCAAAAGCACAAAACUGGCAACAUUUUCAAGCAAGAUUUUUGUGAAGAAUCCCACUCCAGUUUGCAGCCCUGGGUCACAGACAUGGGACAACUGGCUCCCCAGCAGAAUUCUGUGGAACUGAAAUCGGAGUUUGAAGAGAAAAUCGGUGAUGGAAACUGGAGAGGAGAAGAAGGAGAACAGAAGUCAUCUAGCAAAGUGGGAAUAAAUUUCCUGGAGAAUUGCAGCUUCUCUGUGUCUUCAUUCCAUCAGCGCCCCCUUCGGCAUGGACUACGGCAGGAACAGGUCAAGGAGAAAGUGAAGAAAUCGAAAAGAGGAUCUGAGAAGCUGACCUCGGCGUCUUUGCUGUGCAGUUCUUUUACAGCAGACAAUCCGACACCGACAAAAUCCAUCAACACUGACCGACGACAAGUCCAUAACACAGAUCAAGAGGUGUUACACACCAGGCGCAAACGUGGGAAAACUUUAAAAAGAAAAUCUGCCUGCAAAGAUAAGUCGAUUCAUUCAGUUAAGAAGCCGUUUGCCUGCUUAGAAUGUGGCAGACAAUGCCCAAAUCGUAGCAGCCUCCAAAGGCACAUGCAAGUUCAUACGGGAGAAAGGCCGUGUUCUUGUUCUGAAUGUGGCAAACAAUUCUUUGACUAUAACACUCUUCAGAGGCACACCCGGGUUCAUACUGGAGAGAAACCCUAUUCCUGUUCUGAAUGUGGCAAACAAUUUCCUUACAGUAGCUCUCUUCAGAAACACCGGCGAAUUCACACAGGAGAGAAGCCGUUUGUCUGCUCCGAAUGUGGUAAAGAUUUCUCAUUCUUGUGCAAUUUUCAAAACCACUUAAGGAUUCACAGUGGAGAAAAGCCUUACUGUUGCAAUGAAUGUGGCAAACAGUUCGCCCAAGGAAGCAGCUUACGAAACCACAUCAGAAACCACACUGGAGACAAACCUCACUGUUGUUCAGAAUGUGGCAAACGAUUCUCAAAACUAAGUCAUCUUCAUAGGCACACAAGGAUUCACACUGGAGAAAAGCCAUAUAGCUGUCCUGAGUGUGGCAAACGAUUCUCGCAAGUAAGCCAUCUUCACAACCACGCGAGAACCCAUACAGGAAAGAAACGAAAAGAGAAAAAAUAACCAAAUAUCACAAACUGCUAUCGGAGAUGAGCCCGAUGUGAAAUAAAACCACAGAGAGUGUGGCAGUGGUGCUGGUCUUAUUUAAAAAAAAAAAGUCAAAUCCCAGGCCACACUGUUAGGAACAAUCCAAGCCCUGACAGCAAACCUAAAAGAAUAUGCAAAAUUCACACCAGAGAAACAAGCACACUUCAGGACUCAAGAGUGUGAGGUUCACUCCUGUCCUAAAAAGUUAGCAAACUAAACCAUUGUCCAGAAAAGCCAUACAGCUAUGCUGAAUGUGGCAAACAAUUCUUUGACAGUAACCAUCUUCCUGUGCACAUACACAACUUCAGGCUGGAGAAAACCGUCCUCAACGCAUUUACCUGCACACAUGUAACUGAGUUAAAGCAGAAAGCUGGUUUCUUAAAAAUGUGAUUACUGUAUGUACACAAGUAAUCAUUUGGAGUUCUUCUUUUGGCAAAAUGCUCCUGACGUGAUUAAACUGCGCAAAAAAAAAAACAGCUAAACGUCAUCAUCAUCAACAACAUUUAUUUCUAUAGCACAU
Polypterus senegalus (gray bichir) is the source of this 2131-nucleotide messenger RNA. Its product is annotated as zinc finger protein 501-like. The record is from RefSeq and is a predicted model, not a curated record. Gene Ontology annotation, biological process: regulation of transcription by RNA polymerase II. Gene Ontology annotation, molecular function: RNA polymerase II cis-regulatory region sequence-specific DNA binding; DNA-binding transcription factor activity, RNA polymerase II-specific. The coding region runs from base 262 to 1587 and encodes 441 amino acids. Lineage: Eukaryota; Metazoa; Chordata; Cladistia; Polypteriformes; Polypteridae. The transcript has 3 exons.